AUGGAUUCGAAACCUGAAACUCUCUGCCGGGUGUGCGGAGACAAAGCCUCGGGCAAGCAUUAUGGAGUUCCUUCGUGUGAUGGCUGCAGAGGAUUCUUCAAACGAAGUAUUCGACGUAACUUGGACUAUGUAUGCAAGGACAAAGGACGAUGCAUUGUUGACGUUAGCAGAAGAAAUCAGUGCCAAGCUUGCCGCUUCUCCAAAUGUCUGAGAGUUAAUAUGAAGAAAGAUGCUGUUCAACAUGAACGCGCGCCUAGACCGAUCAACACUCAACAACAGGUCUCACUUCACAAACUCGGAUACAAUUUCUCGCGACAACCAUAUCCAAACUCACUUCCGUUUUCCCCUUUUACAUACAACCUUUCUGACCGACACAUCAAUGCACCAAUUCUAGAAAGUUCAUUCCAAGAGUUCCGACUCCCUGAUACGUCUCUCGCAGACAUGCAACACCUAAGUCCACUAUUGAGUGCUCAAGCAGCACUCAGUUCCGCAAAUCCUUUUAAAGUUCCUUUAUUCCCGUCACACUUACACUACCCUGUGCCACAUCCAGGAUAUUUAUCUACUAAUAUUUUAUAUCCUCCAAUAAUAUCUAUGGAGAGUCUAAGAAAAGUGGAAUCUGUUAGCGAUAAAACAAUUACUUCUCAAAACAAUAUAUUAUUUUAUAAUAAAACGAAGACAGCUGAGAGGUCCAACUCCCCGCAAGUUGAUAAAAUGAAGGAAGACGAAGUAACAAGUUCUGAAGAAGCUUGCAGAGAACGCAAAGAUGUACGUGUCUGCAGUCCGACAUUUGAAAAAAAAUCUAAAUAUGCAACUACAUAUGAUCCGGAAAGUAAUUCAGAUCAUGAAAAGAAAGACAGAGACAAUCAUUCAAAUAAACAAAAAAGCCUACCAGAGAGUACUAUCGAAGACGAUAGAGCUAACUAUGAGGGCAAAAAGUUAGACUUUAUGCAUUGCAAUACGGAAAACCUGUAUGCUCCAGCAGCAAAAUUGCUCGUAGUUACAAUAAAGUGGUUACACACGCUUGCUCCAUUUAGACAAAUGACACAGAGUGAACGGAAUGAUCUUGUCAUAAAUAACUGGAAAGAAUUGUUUGUAUUAAAUGCCGCUCAACAUUCUUUUUCAUUUGAAGAAGAACAAAUAACAGCACUAAUGAGUUCAAGACGACCAAGUAUUGUGAAAGAAAUGAAGAAGCUUACUUCAUUGAUUAAAAAAAUAACUCUUCAUGGGCUGGAUAAGUUGGAGUACGAAUGCUUAAAAUCAGCUAUACUAUUUCGAACAGAUUCUCUAGAUUGCCCGUCAACGUCACGUGACAUCGAAAUGCUGCAAGAGGAAGUGUUGCUUCAUCUGCAGCGGCACUGCUCAACUAAGGAUAGUUUUAGACUCGGCAAGAUAAUGUUACUAUUGCCAAGCGUGUGUCGGUUAGUUAACCACGGCGUGUUAGAGGAUUUAUUGUUCUCUUCUACCUCUGUCGAUGAUAUUAAUGCUACCCUAGCACGUAUUUUAAUGUAUACAGAAUAA
Molecule: messenger RNA, 1518 nt
Organism: Leptidea sinapis
Lineage: Eukaryota; Metazoa; Arthropoda; Insecta; Lepidoptera; Pieridae
Product: nuclear receptor subfamily 2 group E member 1-like
Exons: 7
Coding region: 1-1518 (505 amino acids)
Biological process (GO): regulation of transcription by RNA polymerase II; cell differentiation; anatomical structure development
Molecular function (GO): RNA polymerase II cis-regulatory region sequence-specific DNA binding; zinc ion binding; nuclear receptor activity
Source: RefSeq, a predicted model, not a curated record